AUGCCCGAGAAUAACCCAUCUCUCGCUGACGCCGAAGAGGAUGAGCUGGCGUCCUUUCUUCCAGUUCUUGCUGUCCUUGGAUUGGAUUCGGUUCCUGGAAUGGCCACCAAGAUCUGGGACAGCAAACAUCCCAGAGACCGUCUGGCGCGCCCACCCGUUGUCGAAGCGCCACUCCAUGGGUCCUUCAAUAUCCUAUUCCCAGUCGAAUUUAGAGAUCGAGGAAUAGCAUGGCUUCUUAAAAUCCCUAUCAACGGGACACCUGGGCAUUGGAACACCCUAUGCGCCGACGAGCUGGAAUCAGAAGCCCGGACGAUGCAGCUCAUCCGGGAGCACACCACGAUUCCCAUCCCCGACGUCUUGGGGUUCUGCAAAACCGCCGACAACCCUCUCCGCUGUCCGCACAUGUGGCUUUCGUUCAUACCCGGGAUCUCCUUGUACGACUUCUGGUUUGUCGAGUGCCCGGGCAUGUCCGAAGAGGAUUACCACCGCCGCCGGACCCACGUUCUCAAGGACGUGGCGUCAGCCAUGGUUCAGCUCAGUCAGUUCUCGUUCAGAGAGGGCGGCCGCCUGACGUUUAGCGAUGGUCGACCGCUUGGUGUUGGUCGCCACCGUGAGCUGGACAUUGACGCAUUUGCCCAGCGCCUGGAGCAGGACAAUCCCGACUACAUGCCUGUCUACUUCCCAAGCGGGCCUUACAAGACAGCCAGAGAGUUUUAUACCAAUGCACUCGACAGGCAGAACCUUGACUCGUCGGAAUUUCUUCUUGGCCAGAGACGACUCCUGCAGUUCUUUGUCGUCUGCGUAGACGACUUUUUCGCGGCCGAUGCUCACUCCUUUGAACUCACCCAUCCGGAUUUUGACCUCCAGAACUUCCUUGUCUCGCCACAGGGGGACCUUGUUGGCAUUAUCGACUGGGACGGCGUCGGCGCCUGGCCCAGGUCUUUAGGCAAUCUUAGAUACCCCGGCUGGUUGAUUCGAGACUGGGAUCCAGGUAUGUACGAAUACGGGUCUGACGGAGUUCUCGAGGAUCCCGCAAUGGGAGGGUAUUUUCCACAGACGCUGGCCCAUUAUCGUAAGGUCUAUCAAAACGCUAUACGAGAUACCUUGGGCGAGCAAAAGAUCCAAGGAGAUAGCCGAACGUAUCACACAAGCGCUACACUCAUAACUGAGAUCCUUCAUACCGCAGCUAGCAACCAAAAGGACAGGAGUAUGAUCCUGAGGAAAAUCGUCCAGGAGAUAGCCGGGCUUGUCAAGGUUCCUUGCAGCGAUAAGGAUCUUCUUUACAUGGAGCUAUGCCACUCUUUGGGUGAAGGCGAACCGAGCAAAGGGGCAUUGGAGGCUCUAAGAACGGGCUUGACAAUGUUGCUGCAGAACGAGUCUCUAUAG
Messenger RNA from Diaporthe amygdali, 1386 nucleotides. RefSeq lists its product as uncharacterized. Lineage: Eukaryota; Fungi; Ascomycota; Sordariomycetes; Diaporthales; Diaporthaceae. The transcript has a single exon. The record is from RefSeq and is a predicted model, not a curated record. The coding region runs from base 1 to 1386 and encodes 461 amino acids.